AUGACGAGUGAUUCUCGUACUGAUAUAUGUCUAUCAGAUUCUGUUCGAUCAAAAAAUUCUGAAUCAAAAUCAACAUCAAUACGAUCUGUUCUAUAUUAUCUUUGUUCAACACAUUCAGAUUGUCAAAGUUUAGAAGAAUAUCUUGGUAUCGAUAAAUUUGAUGUUGGUGAACCUAGUGAAGAAUUUAAAAAUCUUAUUAAACAAUUUACUAGAGAAUCUAAACCGGAAAAUAAAGAAAGUCAAGAAUUUGAUAAUAUCCCAGGUGAUUCUCGCUCGAAGAUUAAUUCAAGUAUAACAUUUACUGGUGAUCAGAGAGGUGGUGAUUUUGAACAUUUAUUUCGUGACAAUCGACCAGAUUUCACAUGGUCCAUUAAUAAUAAUUUUUAUCCAUGGAAUAUCGUCUCAAUAAUUGAAAAAAAAAGCAAUAUUAUCAGACAAAAUGAUAUUUCUCAAAUGUUGGAGUAUUUAAGAUCAAUUGUUAAAGUAUUUCCUGAACGAAAAUAUGCCAUCGGAUGUUUAACAAAUUAUAAACGAAUAAUUUUUGGUAAAGUAUCAAUAAUUAAUGAUAAAUUUCACAGUGGUGCAGAUGCUAUGGUGUAUCGAAUUUCAUAUAAUAAUAUUGAAUAUACAAUGAAAAUUUCAAAUAAAAUGUCAAGAAAACAAUAUGAUAUAGUUCAACAAAUGAAAGGUUAUAUGAAUAUAUCUGAUUUAGAUUAUAAAACGAUUGAAAUCGAUGUUCAAGAAGGUUUUAUUUUAUCAAAUCCAGUUGGAAAAAUGAUAAAGAAUGAUGAUAUAUGUAAAAAAAAAUAUAUUAUUCAAAUAUUAAAACAAUUAGCUAUUGGUCAAAAAACUGGAUAUGUACAUCGAGAUAUUCGAAUACACAAUAUAAUAUUAGAUAGGAAUGAUUAUGCAUAUUUAAUUGAUUGGAAUUCAUCAAUAUUUAAUGGUUUCAAAGGUGAAUAUGAAGGUGCAUUUAUAACCGCAUCAACACCUGUAUUGAAACAAUAUUCAUCAUCAAAUGGUAAACAAGUCUCAAGUUAUUAUGCUGAUGAUUGGAUAUCAAUAAUUUAUAUGAUAUUGUUAUCUCGUUGUUCAAAAGACAAAAAAAAAGACUUACAGAUUCAUGCUGGUGACGGUAUGGCUUAUGAGUUAAUAAUUGACCGUCGAGAGAUUUUAGAAAAUAAAGCAAUUCUACCAAAUGAAACUGAUUUAUUAAAUUAUAAAAAAGAAGUUAUUGAUUGUCUAUAUGAAAUAGAACUUGAACGAGAAAAUUUAACAAAUAUCGAUGAUUUAUAUAAACGAUGUAUGAAAUUAAUUGAAGCAAUGCUCAAAUAUGGUUUGGUAUCAUAA
This is a messenger RNA of Rotaria sordida, 1350 nucleotides long. The record is from the annotation of a GenBank genome assembly. Lineage: Eukaryota; Metazoa; Rotifera; Eurotatoria; Philodinida; Philodinidae.